Molecule: messenger RNA, 8961 nt
Organism: Cladophialophora immunda
Lineage: Eukaryota; Fungi; Ascomycota; Eurotiomycetes; Chaetothyriales; Herpotrichiellaceae
Exons: 1
Coding region: 548-8179 (2543 amino acids)
Biological process (GO): protein deubiquitination
Cellular component (GO): nucleus; cytosol
Molecular function (GO): cysteine-type deubiquitinase activity; cysteine-type endopeptidase activity
Source: RefSeq, a predicted model, not a curated record
CCGACUCACAAAACCAUCAUCUAGACCAUUUUCUCCUUCUCUCCAUCCUCAGAAGAAUUUCAUUCUACGUGGCUAUCGCUAGAACUCCCCUAGUCAUUCCCUAUCCGCCUCUGCAUUUGCCUGUCACCGGUCGUGAAAAGCUACCCAAGACCAAACACCUGGGCCCCGCCUCUCACCACCACCACCGCCAAAAGCCCCCUUCUGCGUCUACUGGCCGCUCAACGUCCCUAGUCGCGAGACAUGGCCCCAAUCGACAUCAAUCUAUCUCUACCAGAUCGGCUGUUCAUGCAUUGAAGAGCCGUGGCCAUCAGCCGCCGGCCGUGACUGUCCCUCUCUUGACCCGCCGGUGAAGAUCAGGCACCGUUGUCGCCAGCCUGGUUUGCCUUGUUCCUGAGUGGCGGCCUUCUACAUACAGCCUCUGCCAAGACCUCUCACUGCCUCACCUCAACCACUCCUUCAUUCUCCGGUCAGUUUCGUAUUCACCGCUCUCCCUUUCUUGGUUGCGGAUCUGCCGCUCCUGCAGACUUCCAGAUGCGACUCUCGUAACAUGUCGUCCUCAAUGUCCGAUUCUUCCAUCCGCAACCGAAGCGAUUCAACCGAAGGUUCUGAGCUGCCUGAGCAUGAGCACAAGCGUCCAAGGCUGAGUGAUACCAAGCCUGAUGGGACGCAUGUCAUGUCGGAUUUACAGCAAGACAACGCCAGCCCCGCACUUUCUGUGCCAGUCGUCCUUGCAAACGGUGAUGAGGAAGGAGCUCUCGUCAAGACGCCACCGCUCCCUCCCAGAACUGUAGCCCCUCCAGCUCUCAUCUCCCCCACCAGCAAGGUUACCAUCAACACCCGCCCAUUGUCCUCUCAAUCAGUAACGCAGCCAACCACAGAGGCCGAACCAGCGGGAAUGCCAUCCAAUCUCUCACUUUCACAAACCCCCACGGUUUGUGGCGACUCCAAGGCUGACGCCAAUGCCGCACCUGCCCCCCAACAUCAUCCGACCGAGUCGGCGGAAAUCAUCUCGAUACCGUCCUCUCCGAGCAAGAGUCCUGAAAUUGAGAUUGCUGAGCCCGAAGACUUUGACCAGGAUCCGAACCAGACAAGGUGGACUGGUCGCGUCAGUGGUGGAAGCUCCUCUGCAUCUGUCCUGAGCUCUGUCUCACCCGGGUAUGUAAACCGUACAUUCCCUUUUUCUCAAGAAUGGGCACCAGGGAGCACUCAUAGGGUGAUUGCCCGCAUAUCGGAGAAUUUCCAACACGCUGGUGGCCAAAAUGGGGCGAUAUUCCGUCAAGUCAAGGAUUGGAUGAUCGAAUUUGUCUCCAUCUGUGAGGACUUCCCCGCGAUACUACUUGAAGAGGAGAAGGACUUCUGGCACCGACUGCCAGAUCUCAUCGAAGGGCUGCUACGACGAGAAGCAGGCCCGCCCCCUGGAGCCCGGACCGAAGAUCUCGUCGACUUCUUCGUCGCUUUUGCUCAAAUUGCCAAGCUCCUAAUGGAUUUCGACACCCGAAGACUACGCAUACUCCGCGAGGAUUCGGAACUUGGGGAUGUCAUGUCCCUCGGCUUGUUGUGUGCUAACUACCUACAACCUCUGACAUGGAUCCUCUCGGUCCGCAUUCCCUUCUACGACGCAUUGUGCCGUGCGCACGGUUUCGAUCGGACGCACUUUUACACACUUGUCAUCGAUCGCCUUGGAAACCCGUCGACAGUGUCCCUAUUGCCAUCUAUCUCUGCGCUUCUGUCUGAAAUAUGCGCUCUCAUACUCAAGCGAGCCGAUCUAUUUCGGCCUUUCCACAAUCUGCUCUCGGUGACCAAUUGCAUCAUGGCUCCCAUUUCCAACGUGUACAGUACCGAGACCAAUUUUGUCUAUGCGGCUUUCUCACAACUGGAUCACAUCCGCAACGGCGUUGCGGAAAUAAUAUUGCAAGCAGACAAUGCCAUCCAACAAGCCAUCGUAAAGCAAGCGGCAUGGCUCAAUCUAGAGACGGCGGGGAAAAUAAUUGACCUUCUGAAUCCGAUGGUGUCGACAAUUGCGGUCGAGAUUCCGCAGAUCGGCAAGGACAUUAUAUCUUCAGCUGGAGUUGGCUUCGCUGAUUCGGAUCUCACUGACCUCCCCAGCACAAUGCCAUACGCCUGGAAGUUCAAGACACUUCGGAAAUUCAUCACCAAUGGGCGAAUGGAACUUCGAGUUUCGGGCGUCGACAGCAUGUCAACUGAUCUUGUUCAGGUGUUCAAAGAGCACAUCAGCGGCCAGGCGCAGCCUGCAAUGUCUCAUCCGUUAGUAAGGUUCUUGGUCAAAUUCAUCAAAGAGAACCAGCUGGUGGACUAUAUUGUCGGCGUCGACUCUCACCCACAGUUAAUCCGCAGAGCUCAUAACGUGGUCGGAUUCCUCUGCGUCUCUGGGACUUACACGGACAACGACACAGACAAUAUCUGGAAAACCAUCGUCGAGAGCCAGGACCCACGAACUGUUCAUGAGGUCUUUAAUCUCCUUCAAAUGUGCUUCACUGUAUACGACCUGCAUGCACUUUACUACAUCUGCCGAAAACUGUCGGAUUAUCCCAUUCAGCGCUUCGAUCUGCACGUCUUGCAGUUCACUACACUCCUGUUUGACAACCUCAGAACCAAGACCGGCAUAUCACCUCUGCAUCUUGCAGUUGCCACGGAUCCAAUCACGCGGAAGCUAUGCAUACGACUUCUGCGAGAAGCCUCGAUGGAGGAGAAUGCAUCUCUUGAACAAGCUCCACUGAUACGGCGAGACUUUGCACAACAUCUGACUAGUGUUCUGUCUCUGGGUCGCGCCGAACUCACUUUUGCUACGAUUGACGAGGAAGAGAGGAAUCAGAUCAUGUCCGAGGCUGCUUCGAACCUCGAAGCCCAUACCGAAUAUGCCUCUGGCGAUCUUCAAGUGUUGAACUGCUUACUACCGAUGUUGGGAGGAGACGGGGUCGCCCAAGCAACCGAAAAGUUCGACCUGUUGGCACUGCUCAUCGCCGAUUUUGCAUAUUUGCGGGAUCAAUUCGACCUGAUGGUCGCACGCAGUGUGCCCGUCAAAUCAAUCGAGGCAAUGUAUGAGGUGCGAUCCGCAUGCCUGUAUUACUUCAUUCUCUAUGUGCCCGAAGUCUUCACCGCAGAUCUCGUUCAGGUCCUUUGGACGUCCUUCUAUUCGUUCUCACGACUCCCCACCUCCGUUAGGGCUCGCGCGUGGGAGACGUUGACCCAUGCAUUGAGAAUCAAGCAGAACAAGGACGAGAACAUUCUCGUGGACUUGAUAAUUGAGAAGCACUUGCCGACUCUCCCUCCCCAAGACUACAAUGAACAAGUCCUAGAGUUCAUCAGGGUAUCGAUUUUGUACACCAUCAAACGCACCACGGCAAAUAUCCCUGACACCGAGGAAGUCAUUGUAGUACCUGGGAUCGAAAGAAUGUGGAAAGUCAUGUUGGAUGCGCCUCCAAACACCGUUGAGAAUCAAGCAACUGACUUCAUCAUCCGGACGUACUUGGAUAACAACCUUGUCACCCGAAGGUCGAAAGAGGUAAUCGAUGCGACCCAUGCUUCUCUCGUGGACCGUUCAGUGCAACAAGUUAUGGCAUCUGCAUCCAAGCUAAAGUCAUACACGGAUGGGACCAUGAGUGGCGAAGAUGAGCCUAUGGUAAUUAUUGCCUCUGAGGACGAAAUACGUGCCGAGGAACUGCGUUUUGACCGGUCUUUACUGUUCCUCCGGAAAUUUCUCGAAGGCAUGAAAUUACGGCCACGAUACAGUCCAGUUCCCGACCAGCAGAUCCACGGGCUGGCGGAAUUUCCGGGCAAGAAGGGAGAGAUCGUAGAACUCAAGAUUCAGAUCAUGGCAAGCAAGUAUAUUACCGACAAGGUGCAAAAUAUUACUAUCGGUUCUGAGAACACUUGCGACGAACUGCACAAGUAUCUUUGUGAGGCGAGUGGCUUCACUCAGUUCUCGGUGUUCAAUAUGGGGCAAAAGGUUUUGCUUGCCGGACAAUCGACGACUAUCGCAGAGUCGAAAGUAGCCUCUGGCCUCCUGAUUGUUCAUAAAACGUUGAAUACGCCUGAGAGCCCGCCAACCCGCGCCACUCGCGCCACCUCACCCGUUGACAACAAAAUUAUGCACCACUUCGAUGACCUUUACGAGCUGCUUGAUGCUGACGAGCGCCUGUCGAGAGAGGUCUACACAUUCCUCAGCCUCUUUUCUGCACAAACUGAACUCGUCCGAGUUGUACGAUCAAGAGACAGGUCGCCAACGGAGCUUCUGCCUCCCGGAAAACCUUUCAAGCUCUUGUAUUGCGCCAGGGCUUUCCGGUCCUGCAUUGAGGAUGAGUCUUUCAGCUCUAACCCAGAUUCUCAGUUUCUCAUCUACAGCAUUCGAACCAUUGUGCAAGUCCUACCAAAGCUAGAUUUGAAUAACCCAUCGGAUGGGCUCCAGAUGUCGAUUGCACACAGCUUGAUGGAAGCACUUCUUCUUGCAUUCCGGGCCAAGGUACCCGCGGAAACAUCGAGCGAAUACAUCGUGGGCCACCCAGAAUUCGCAGUGCAAGCCUCAAGGUUGCUACGCUUUGCCUUAGAGAGCCAAAACACCAAUAUGGACGAGAUUUCAUCCUCAGCCAUGGUGAAAUUAGUCUUGGAAACUUUCAUCGAAGCGUGCCUACACGAUGAGCGAGUUUGGGCCUAUGUGGAUGCCGAAGCUGACUUCAAGGAUCUGAUCGUCACCGCUUUCGUUGAAGAUUCUCGAGUUGAUGUACGGCAUUCACUGCUCGAGGUUGUGGUCGGUCUGACUGGAGCUGUUGGAACGAAGUUGUACCUCAAAAUCAACAACCCGAGAGCACCGCGUUCGCGCUUUCCACCCGCUUCCAUUGAAACUUGUCUCUCUCAUUUGUGGAACGCUCUGGCGGACAUCUUACCUCAAGCCUGUUUUCAACAUGAGCGGUGCGCCGAAGUCUGCGAGACGAUGCUUGCUAUCCUAAGGAGGAUAGGCAAGUCCUUUCCUCUUGGGACUGUCAAGGAAUACUUUGACCAGUGGAUCUCUAUCCUCCUGAAACACGAACACGUCGAGGUUGUUGGUCAACCCCUAAGGGAUCACGUGGUUGCCUGUCUUACCAAGCUGCUCCUCGAAAGCUGCAAACUGCUGAAGGCGUCAAAUGCACUUCCUCUUGGCAAUCGGAUCAUUGAACAGAUCAUUACAUUAUUCUUGUUUCCGCCUCUCUCUGAAGAUGGGGCUGGGAUAGCUGAGAACUCGAGAUUGCCGGUCCUGGACAGUACCGUUCGGGAAAGCCUAUACAACCUCAUUCUCGCCCUGUGUCAAGGCCCGCAAGAGCUCGUAACAGUUGUCACCAAGUUAGGUGACGACUUACUACCUCCCGACUUUUUCGAACCCAUGUAUUCACAUGACCGGCAGAACCUCCGCACAGAUGUCGGCUACGCUGGACUACGAAAUCUUUCGAACACUUGCUACCUCAACUCAUUAUUUUCCCAACUCUUCAUGAACGUGCAAUUCCGAGAGUUCUUUCUGAACAUGCUAACCUCGGACGAAACGAACCAGAAACUCGUCCUUGAACUCGCAAAGGUCUUUGCAUACAUGCAAAAUUCCUAUGAAAAGUCUAUUGAUCCCUCGAUGGCGGUUGAAGCAAUAACGACUUACGAAGGCGAGCAAAUUGACGUAUCGGUCCAGAUGGAUGUUGACGAGUUCUUCAAUUUGCUCUUUGACCGCCUUGAGGGGCAGAUUGAUUCUUCUGCCCGGGCAGCAUUCAAGUCAAUGUACGGCGGACAAUUGGUUCAGCAAGUCAAGUCGAAGGAGUGCGACCACAUUUCCGAACGACUGGAGCCUUUUUCCGCUGUUCAGGUAGAAAUCAAAGGCAAAGUCCGGCUGGAAGACAGCCUUCGUGCCUAUGUCGAGGGAGAAGUUCUUCAAGGCGAAAACAAAUAUUCUUGCACCUCGUGCGGACGUCACGUUGAUGCGGUGAAGCGAGCCUGCCUGAAAGACGUGCCAGACAAUCUGAUAUUCAACCUCAAGCGGUUCGACUACGACAUCAUGACUGGGAUGCGGACAAAGGUUAAUGACGAGUUCCAGUUUCCUGACACGCUUGAUAUCGCACCAUAUACUCUCGCAAGGCUCAGUGAUGAGCAGCAAUUGGGAGAGCCGGACUACUUCCAGCUUACCGGUGUCAUUGUCCACUCUGGUACGGCAGAUUCUGGUCAUUACUAUUCAUUCAUCCGUCAGCGACCGUCGGCGAAACCUGUUCACGAGUCAUGGGUCCAGUUCAAUGACCAAGACGUUGGCGUCUUCGAUACCAAUCAGAUGCGCGACAACUGCUUUGGAGGGACCUCAGAAGCUGGCUUCUAUCAUCUGCCCAAAUUUUACAGCGCUUACAUGCUGUUCUAUCAGAGGACGUCGAGUAUUCGCCAGGUCGAGGAGCAGUAUCGUUGCCACGACACAAUCAAUCCUGUCCGCAUCCCGUUGCCGCAUGGACUGGAGCAACACAUUGCUCAACAAAAUGAGUUGUUCCUGCGUUCUUACUGUGCCCAAGAUCCUUCACAUGCGCAAUUCGUCUACAAACUUCUCGAACGCAUGCCGCAGGGCAUGGACCAAUGCAGCGCAGAUCACAUACUCGAAUCCGCCGUGAUUGAAAUGGUCUUGGACUAUUUGCGGACUAUAUCCUGUCGGUUCAAGGAACAACCAUUCUUUGAAGAGACUAUUGGCGUUCUUCUCACUUCCAUGCAUCAGUGCCAAGAGUGCACCAGAACGAUAGCUCACUGGUUUCACAACACACGGGUGCUUGAAGAUGUGGUCGUCCGUAGCCCGUACCAGACGGUCCGAAAGUCGUUUGCCAACCUAUUCUGUGUCACUUUUACUCGGCUUCGCUCGCUGAAGAAAGAGUUAGCAGAUGGUGGACCACCGAGCAAGUUGGAGAGGGAGUACGCGGAGUGGCUUCAGGAGUGUCUCAAGCAGCUAUCUCGAUUGUGGGACGUGGUAGCCAAAACAAGUCGUUGUUGGGCUGACUACUUCGGCCUCUUGUACACCAUACAUCGGAUGGGUGACGAGGAAACCAUGUGGGUUCUCGAAGAAAAUUACCUGGAAAAGUGCGUCGAUAUCAUCAUGAUGCACCUGAAUAAUCCAGCCGAGUUCCCAUUGUCCAGGAGGCUCAAGACACGAUACGCCGCGUACUUGAGUGCUCGAGAGAGGAAUCGGCCGUUCAACCACCCGGUGCUCAUCCGCCUCUUUGUCGGUCUCCUCCUGAGAAUCGACUUCCACCUAACGCCAACCAAGGAAUUUCGCCAAUAUGACAAAAAAAUCGGCUUGACUGUGCCUGAGAGGGAACUUCUCGGGUUUGAUAAGAUUCCUGCCAACUUCGAAUGGUUCAGACGUUUGAUUGCAGGACGGCAAAAUUCAGCAAUGGUGGACAGUCUCAUAGAAGCGUUCUCGGCAGACCGAAGACUCGCUGGCGCUCUCUCCAUCGUACUGGUGAAUGGACUGAAUGACCGGAGUAUCAAUAUAGCCAGCAGCUUCCUUCGACCAGUCGUGACCUUCUGCGAGUUCUGCGACUCAGAGAAUCAGAUAUACGAUCUUGUUCAACCCGCCCUGGAGAGCAUCGCAACGGUGGGUGUUGAAUAUGGCCGGGAGUAUUUUGAGUUUGUGGACGCCUUGUUGAAGGUGGAAAAUGCCCACCUCAACCUUGCGACGGGUUUCUUGGAGGACCUGCUACUGCAAACAGUGCAUCAAUGGGCACCAACGCUAUUGCUCACACCCAAUGAAGGUCAAUUCAACGUCCGUCUCGGGACGGUGGACGUGCUGAAGAGGAUCCUGUUCACCCCUCUACAAGAGCUUGCUCUCCAAGAUCCUCACCUUUACUCGACGCUGGUCACGGCGGUGCACGAGUUGGCAACUAGCUGCUCCCACUUUGUGCAGACCACCUUCUUAAAUCCACGUAGCCGAGAGAGCAACACGCUCCAGCCCGGCCAAGUCAGUCAAUUGAUCGAUGUGGUGGAACAUUGCCUGACUUACUUUGAACUCGAGAAUCCCAUCCACGAGGAGAAGAUGAGUGAAAUCCAGAACAUCAUGGGUGCGUUGAGGGCCAAAGCCGAGACAGCGGUUGAGACUUUGAGUUCGGCUGAUUGGCAGGACGGGAGCAGUGAACUGGCCGAAUUGAGUGCUGAGGACUAUGAGGAUCCGCUUAGCCCGUGAAAUCCUUCGUGCAAAACACCGUUGGGCAUGCGUGGGUUCCACGGGCAACCAGCGUUGGCUCUGGCGCAACUUUUCGGCGUCAUUGAUUGGAAGAGUCUUUCAGAGAUACUUUGGGCGUGCAGGCAGGGCGUCGAUGGAUUGAUCUGGGAUAGCGAAAUGGUAAUGCUUCAUGAGACCCAACAGACGGGAUGUCAAUGACGAAGAUGACGGAUAAUGAAAAAAGCGAGCAAUCGUGCUUGAAGUAUCGAGCUGGCGUAUCGACCAAAAUGGUGACAGUGGACAUGGCAGGCGUCGUUGCCGUGGGCUAUUUCCUUGCAGUCGAUCAUAUAUUUCGGAGAUGGAAGGAGUCUCUGCAACUCAUACGUGACGCCGUGAUUUUAUCCAGGGCUUCGAGCGGUCGCGAAGAUGGUUCUGGAUUGGGGGCAGCUUAGGUGACAACUGGUGUGGCGCGAUUAAAACACACGGUGAUGGAACAAAAGAGCCCUUGGAAGCCGUGCCAGCCGAUCUGAUGGGGGGGAUUGCUGCGAGCUGUUUUGAGGGGCGAAUGGAUAUGAAGAGCAAGCAACAGACUGGGUUCGUUUUAGCAUCUUCACUGGGCUCGAGAAGCCCAAAGGGGAAAGUGGUCUUUACACCUGAGCGUCAUCCUCAGCCCUUUGUUUCGAUUUCUCUAUCAAGAUCCGGGAUGGGAGGGAAAGACGGGGCGGGAUAGUCGGUUUGACAUUCAUUCAUUCGGGGUCCCUUGGUACUGUCAUGACUUUAAUGAGAUCAAAUGAUGAGCCACG